Messenger RNA from Trematomus bernacchii (emerald rockcod), 1338 nucleotides. RefSeq lists its product as uncharacterized. The record is from RefSeq and is a predicted model, not a curated record. Gene Ontology annotation, molecular function: calcium-dependent phospholipid binding; calcium ion binding. Lineage: Eukaryota; Metazoa; Chordata; Actinopteri; Perciformes; Nototheniidae. The transcript has 13 exons. Gene Ontology annotation, cellular component: cytoplasm. Bases 85 to 1032 code for a protein of 315 amino acids.
ACAGGAGGUUGUAAAACAAAAACUCCACUCCAUUCUUACCUUCCUACAGCUGCCACUAUAUCCUGUUACAGUUAAAACAAAGCCAUGGACCCUGAGUAUUUCCAAUCUUAUGAGAUGUGCUGGGGCACCCUGGGAACGGUGCGACCCUUCGCCAAUUUCCACUCUGACCUGGAUGCCAUGGAGAUCCAGAAAGCGUUGGAAAUGAAAGAUGCAGGGACUCUGGUGAGAAUCUUGACCAAUCGGACCAACACUCAGAGACAAGAGAUCGCCAAGGCCUUUGAGGAAAUGACACACAAGGACCUGGCAGCGGCUCUGAAGAAGGCUCUGUCUGGAGAGCUGGAGGUCCUCCUGUUGGAGCUGCUGAUGCCUCCUCUGCAGUACGAGGCCUAUCGCCUGCAACAGGCCAUGGUGGGUAUAGGAACAGAUGAGGAAACACUACUGGAGAUCCUGUGUACACAUUCUGGGAUGGAGCUCCAAGAAAUCAGUGCUGCAUACAAAGAAAUUUAUAAGAAGGACCUGGAUAAGGAACUGAAAGGAGAAACCAGUGGAGACUUUUACAAGCUUCUCGUGGCUUUGUUGAAUAAAGACGAGGUUCCUGGUGGGGUUCGAAGAGAUAUUGAGGCUCUCUCUGCCACACUGAAUGUGAAAAAAGCUGAGGCAGGACCGUGGAUUGACAUACUGACCUCUCGAGACUCGGACCAUCUGAACAAAGUGCUGAUGGGACUGGAGCUGGACAUCGGGCAGAUGGUGGAUCAGACUCUGGAGAAAAAGUUUUCGGGAGACAUCCGACUGGGUUUGAAAGUUUUAGUGGAGUGCAUUCAAAGCCCUGAGGGCUACCUCGCUAAGAGACUAACUGCCACCAAGACACCCAUAUUGCAGGGGAUAAUGGUGUCUCACUCUGAGGAGGAUCUGCUGUGUAUCAGAACAGCCUACCUCAAAUUAACAGGCACGUCCCUCUACACCGCUCUACAGAAACAGUUCAAAGGAGAUCAUCUACAGGCUCUGCUGGCCAUCUGUCGAUCUGAAGAUUAAACAUAAACUACAGCAUUUUUUUUAAUUUCAUUUGCAUACUGUAGUUACCCCCCCCCCCCCCUGAAUCAGUACAUGGCAAUGUAAAAAUAAACUUGAUACUUUAUUGCAUCUUUACAAUUUAGUUGAAUCUCAUUUAAUUGCAUGAUUUGCUUAUGCUUUUUAAAUGGUGUAUAAAUGCAAAUUAAUGUAUUAUUUUUACGUUUGGUUAUUUGCUUUUAUUUCUUUGUACUGUAUAUCUGCCACAAUACCUCUUCUCAUCCCGAUGUUUUAACUACAUAAAAGAUUGUUCAAAAAGUUAAAAUGGCA